AUGUUGCAAUCAUUCACUAUAGAGAUUAUUUUAUCUAUUCUUCUUCUUUCACGCCCUCUCUUCUUCAUAUUACUUCUCUAUUUUCUCGUACUCCAUUCUCUUUCUCCUCCUCUUCUUUUUCUCCUUCUCUUCUUUUUCGUCUCCUCUUUCUCCUCCCUUUCUCUUUCUCCUCCUCUUCUUUGUCGUCUCCUCUUUCUCUUCCCUUUCUCUUUAUCUUCCUCUUCUUUUUCGUAUCCUCUUUCUCCCCCCUUUCUCUUUCUUCUCCUUUUCUUUUUCGUCUCCACUUUCUCCUCCCUUUCUCUUUCUCCUCCGCUUCUUUUUCGUCUCCUCUUUCUCCUUCCUUUCUCUUUCCCUUCCCUUUCUCUUUCUCCCCCUCUUCUUUGUCGUCUCCUCUUUCUCCUCCCUUUCUCUUUAUCUUCCUCUUCUUUUUCGUAUCCUCUUUCUCUUCCCUUUCUCUUUAUCUUCCUCUUCUUUUUCGUCUCCUCUUUCUCCCCCCUUUCUCUUUCUUCUCCUUUUCUUUUUCGUCUCCUCUUUCUCCUCCCUUUCUCUUUCUCCUCCUCUUCUUUUUCGUCUCCUCUUUCUCUUUCUCUUUCUUCUCCCUUUCUUUUUCGUCUCCUCUUUCUCCUCCCUUUCUCUUUCUUCUCCUUUUCUUUUUCGUCUCCUCUUUCUCCUUCCUUUCUCUUUCCAUUCCCUUUCUCUUUCUCCCCUUCUUCUUUGUCGUCUCCUCUUUCUCCUCCCUUUCCCUUUAUCUUCCUCUUCUUUUUCGUCUCCUCUUUCUCCUCCCCUUUCUCUUUCUCGUCUUCUUGCACUCAUUUUCCUCUUUCUUCUCUCCUUCCUCUUUUGUAUUUUCGUGUCUUUUUCUGCUUUUUUAUUGUAGAGUAA
This is a messenger RNA of Acanthosepion pharaonis, 882 nucleotides long. The record is from the annotation of a GenBank genome assembly. NCBI's taxonomy places the organism in Eukaryota, Metazoa, Mollusca, Cephalopoda, Sepiida, Sepiidae.